GCGGGGCGGGCUCGGGCGCCCGGGCAACCUCCGAGCCGAUGGCGGGCAGCGACGCGGACGACCAGGGUCCUGUGCCGAGGGGCUGCGCGGCGCGGCGUCCGGGAGCCCCCGGAGGGCAGGGAGGCGAGGCUGCCGCCAGCCGCCGGGAGCCGCUGUCCACUGCUGAAGUGCCGGACGAGGGUGGUGAGCUGCCCGCCUGGAUGCGCCUCUACUUCUACGGGAUGCACGGGAUCACCCUGGACGUGCUCGUGUCCUCGGCGCGGCGCUUCGCUCGCAGCCCAGACCUCCGGAUGCUGGGCUUCUCCUCGCCUUACCGCUGCCUCCUGCACUCGCUCACCCAUUUCGCCCUGGAGAAGGUCUAUCUGCAGCAGCGGCGCUGCCCCAGCGCCUUCGUCUUCAAUUUCUUCCUCUACCCCUCGGCCCACGUGGGGCUGCAGACCCUGGCGGGCCAGGCGCGGCUGCUCAGCCUGGGCGGCCGGCCGGGGGGCGCAGCAGCUCUGGGGGCGCUGGAUUUGGCGCUGCAGUACAUGCUAGCGCUCUACCACUGCCAAGUGUUCCUGAAGCGUUUCCUGCGCUUGCGGUACCAGGGGCAGCAAAGGCAGCAACAGCCGCGGGAUGCUCCUCCCGCCCCUCCAGGCACCCGGGCCCCUCAGGCAGCUACUGGCCGGCAGCUGCGACCUCGAGGCCCCAGGGGCGCCGGGGCAGCUCCCAGCCAGGGACUGCCGGACCUGCUCCGAUUUCUUUUCUUCGGGAUGCACGGCUUUUUGGAUGAGAUCUUCUUCACCUUCUUCUUUAACCUGCUGGGGCAGGGAGACGGGACGACCAGCGGUCACACGUCGCUUUGGUCCUUCUUUAUGUAUGGCAGCUGCAGCUUCGUGGUAGAAAAGCUCUACUUCCACCUGCACUACAGUCGCGGCUGGGGCACCUGGAAGCGAGUGCCCUUCUACGUGAUCUUCAUUUACGCGUGGGAGUUGUCCUGGGGUCUGGGACUCCGCACUUGGGGCGCUUGUUCCUGGGACUAUUCUCACUAUCCGCUCAAUUUCAUGGGCCUUAUCACCCUGAUGUAUUUACCUGGUUGGAUAUUCCUUAGUGUGUACCAGGACCUGCUUUCCAACGUGUUGUGGCGGGUGCAGUAUAUACCAACUAACUAAGAAACAAACAAAAAAAAAAAAAAAAAAAAAAAAAAAAAAAAAAAGAGAGAGAGAGAGAGAGAGAAAGAGAAAGAAAAGGUCCCUCAAUUCCGAUGAAUGAAUGCGAUUUAUUUCUACACAUUUAAAACGGAGUGGCUUGGUUUCUUUUCUUCUUUAGCCUUUUAAUUUUUAUACAUUUUACUAAACUUUUCCAACUUGUUUAGUUUUUCUAUUAGGAACCUAUGCGUAAUACUACAAUACUUUGAAAUAUUGCUGGAAACGCAACUCAGAGUACUUAUUUCGUCAGUAUUUUAAAACCCUCACUAGCCCAAAUAGCAAAACCAUCAUACCUUAACAUCAGAAAGCUGUGGUACUCAUUUAUUUGGGUGUAGGUGAGCGAUAGCUACUAUUUUUUUUUUUUUAAGAGACCAGUCAUUCAUGUCAGAGACCAGUAAUUUUUACAAGAUUUGGCAAAAUGUUCUGAUUUAAUGAUUAGUUUACUUAAUUUUAACCCAAGGUCAUUUUAAUUCCUUGCCAUAUUUACCAAUGAAUGAUUAAACUCAGUGUCACAUAUUCCUGAAACUACAGUUAAUAGCUCUUAAAGUGCCUCCGUCUAGCACACAAGGAAAAAAAAAAAACAACUGACAAAUUUGAAAACACAUCCUGUGAAUCAAUUUUUAGAUGAGAAAUCUUUUCUAGCAACUCAGACAGGUAACACUGUGUUAAGAUAUUUCAACUCCAUCCUGGAAAUGAUUGCUUUCCAAUGUGGGUUAGCCUUAAAUGCCAAAUGUGUUACCUUUAAUCAGAUUCUCUGUUAUCUUUGGCUGUAAAUUUUUGUUUCUGUGUAAUAAUGUAAAGUGUUUACCUUACAUGUACAAGGGCAAAGCAAAAUUCUAUCACCUUCAAUAGUGUUCUAACCAUACUGUCUCUGCUACAUGGAGCUUCAAGAGUGGAAAUAGUUCCAUGGAAUAAAAUGAACUGUAAUACUCAUC
Sus scrofa (pig) is the source of this 2122-nucleotide messenger RNA. RefSeq names its product transmembrane protein 229A (gene TMEM229A). The record is from RefSeq and is a predicted model, not a curated record. NCBI's taxonomy places the organism in Eukaryota, Metazoa, Chordata, Mammalia, Artiodactyla, Suidae.